Messenger RNA from Aphis gossypii (cotton aphid), 543 nucleotides. RefSeq names its product proteoglycan 4-like. Bases 1 to 543 code for a protein of 180 amino acids. The record is from RefSeq and is a predicted model, not a curated record. NCBI's taxonomy places the organism in Eukaryota, Metazoa, Arthropoda, Insecta, Hemiptera, Aphididae. The transcript has a single exon.
AUGAGCGGCCAAAACGUGGAAAAGUGGCAGCAGGUGGCCGACCUCAUUGCGCAACUGGGGUUGAUGGGAGCGGACCAGCCGACGACAGCCGCCCAGGUCAACAGAAUGACCACGCAGCAGCUGCUGCAGGACCCAGUGCGAGCGGCCAUCUAUCGCCGGGGUUGGGAUGAUCGGACGGCAGACAUCCAGCGGACCCUGCAAUACCAGCCAAGGUCCACACGGUUGCCGCCGACCACAUCGGCGAGGCCGCCGACCAUUUCAGCGAGGCCGCCGACCGCACCAGCGAGGACGCCACAAACGGCAGGACGAUGGUCGUCACGGCCGCCAGCACCAAGGCCGCCACGACUGUCAGCGCCGAGGCCAAGACAGCCGAGGCCGGCAGCACCAACGGCGGCCGAGGUGGCAGCCGUACGGGUCCCCAACCCCGUGACGAUCCAGGAACCAGCACCGGUACCAGGACCGUCAGGGGCACCCGUCAUAUCGACGGUGAAGGAGCGGACGGAGGCACAACUGAGCGGAACCGUAAAAAGUUCCGAAAGCUAA